AUGUCACGUCUCCGGAUCGUCGACAAAGCUCUCAGGCUGCUCAUUCUUCUCACAGGAUGCAGUCCUAUGGCCGUUUUCGCCAACAGAGACCGCAUGGACGCAUGCGGGCUUAGCAUGCAGAGCUCAGACUUUCCAGAUAUUGACAGUUUUUCGUCGAUCGAGGCAACGUUCACGAUCCCAGAUGUAGCCCCAGGUGGGAAGGAAUCGGAACCCGAGGCACCUUACGUCCUUGCCGGCGUGGCUCUUUGCUGCGACAAUGACUGCUCGACUCGUCUCUUUGCUGGCCUCUGGGCUUACGAUGGAAAGGGAGCGCGUCAAGGAUACACAGCAGAACCGGUUUUCCAGCUUAGUCCCCAGUUUAGCUGGGCCCCUCUAUCGAAUGCCUAUCACUUUGGCCUCAACUCCUCAGACAUUUUUCGGACGCGAAUCGAAGUGCUCUCGCCCACUCGCGCACAACUAACAUUCGCCAAAUUUGAGAGCUCCAAGUCGAACCUCACAGUGACCGUCGACGUAAGCAUAGACGAGGAGAAGGGUUGGCCGAUUCUAAGCACCACCAGCCGCGGAAACGGAGCAGAAGACCGGCACAAAUUUGAUGCCAAAGACAAUGGUUCUUCCAGAACGCCCAAGCUGUGCGGCGAUUCUGCAUGGUGGUUUCUCUCCGACAACUUCGACCCUGGUCAGAAUAUCGAGCGACCCGGGGCUCUUAGGCGGUUCUCCCCAGUUUUGGUUGGAAACCAUCAAUUGCAGACCACAGAUGGCAAGUCAUUUCCAGCAGACUUGGGGCUGAGUGGGCAGCCACGGUUUUGGAACAUGGUGCGGACCUCCAACGGCCAGAACAGAACGCUGUGCGUGGCCAGGAUGCUUGCUGACAGCGGCAUGACCCUGCUGCACUCGCCCCAUGAUUGGGGGGUUUAGGAUUCGGAGUAACGGUCACUCGAGAACCGGGGGGUGGAUUCAGAAGAUACAUGCUCACGGAUGGCGAUGAGCACUGACUCCAGACUUUGGACAAUAGAGCUUGUCACCUCUGCUUGGUUAGGUGCCUGAAUACCACUAUUUACCUCAUUCUCGGUGCUGCAACCCGCAAAAGUCGGCACACUUGACAUCGAGAGUGUCAGGAACUCCCUGUUUCUGACUCCAGUCUCCGGUCGUGCAUGUCCUCGUAGCCCAGGCCCAGCCCAUAA
This is a messenger RNA of Parathielavia appendiculata, 1181 nucleotides long. RefSeq lists its product as uncharacterized. The record is from RefSeq and is a predicted model, not a curated record. The transcript is spliced from 3 exons. NCBI's taxonomy places the organism in Eukaryota, Fungi, Ascomycota, Sordariomycetes, Sordariales, Chaetomiaceae. The coding region runs from base 1 to 915 and encodes 304 amino acids.